AUGGAGGAGAGCGACGUGUACGUGCGUGAGGAGGGCGACCGCCCCGUGGAGCACUCGCCCCGCGGGCGCUACAUCCGCUUCGACAUCCGGCUGGGCAUGGGCGCGUACAAGUCGGUCUACAAGGCGUACGACACGGACCAGGGCAUCGACGUGGCGUGGAACGCCAUCGACAUUGGCCUGCUGCCGUCCACGGAGAAGACGCGCAUCAUCCAGGAGGUGCAGCUGCUGCAGAAGCUCGAGCACAAGAACAUCAUCAACUUCUACGGCUCGUGGUUCUCCAAGGAGAAGAACCAGGUCGUGUUCAUCACGGAGAUCAUGACGUCGGGCACGCUGAAAUCCUACAUCAAGCGCGUGCAGUUCAUCAAGUGGAAGAUCAUCAAGCGCUGGUGCAUCCAGAUCCUCGAGGGGCUCCACUACCUGCACAGCCAGAACCCGCCGGUCAUCCACCGCGACCUCAAGUGCGACAAUAUCUUUGUGAACGGUAAUACCGGUGACCUCCGCAUUGGCGACCUGGGCUUGUCGACGCAGCUGGCGGUGGACAAACGCUCCAAGGCGCAGAGCGUGCUGGGCACGCCCGAGUUCAUGGCCCCCGAGCUGUAUGAUGAGAGUUACGACGAGAAGGUGGACAUCUAUGCGUUCGGUAUGUGCGUGCUGGAGAUGGUGACCAAGGAGGUGCCCUACUCGGAGUGCAUCAACCCGGCGCAGAUCUACAAAAAGGUGACGGCGGGUAUUCGCCCCAAGGGAUUGCAGCGCGUGGUGAGUCAGGCGGCGCGGGAUUUCAUUGAGCUGUGUCUGUCGCGUGGAAACGGGCUCGUGGACGUGACUGCGCAGUACCUGCUGGGUCACCCGUUCCUCAAGGUGCAGGACGAUGACAAUGACAUGGUGGAGUGUUUGGAUGAAGACGAGCUGGAGCGUGAGAGCAAGGAGGAGCAGCAGCGACUGGAGAAGGUGGCGGAGGAGUCGUUCUCGGUGGAGUUCAACAUGGAGAGUGGAUCGAAGGUUGCCAUCAGCGACCGACGGAAACAGUUCCCGUCGUUGUCGUUGGAACCGGAGGAGAUGUCGGCGGCGUCCUCCAACAGUGGUAGUGCGCCGGGUAAAGCGGCUCCAACGUUGGCCCAUUCGCCCUCUCAGCCGGUUAUCAGUGAAAUGGUUAGUGGUGAUGAACCGCUGUCAUCGGGCAAGAAGAACGCCGAUUCACAUGUGGACCAGUUCCUCGCUACGCUGCCUGGAACUGAGAGCGCCAUUCAGAACACGAGGAUAAACAUCAUGGGUGGAAGAGGGCAACGACUGGAUUUGGAGAAUGACGUGACACCGGAGUAUGCUGAAAGUCCCGCGGAGUCGCCUGUGGCAAACGGUAAACAAACUCCGGAGCACUCGCAAUCUUUUGCAGGGCAGCCUUCAGUGGCCCCGGUGGAUGUACCGAAGGUCGAGCCGCCCAAUUCAGCCCCGGGGCUUUUGACGCCGUCUCAAGCUCCUCAGGCUCAGGUUCCAGCAAUGCAGCUUCCUGAACGUGAUGUGCAGCCUCAAACGAACCUCGUCCGCCGUGCCAGUAUCCAUGGAGCAGCUGACCCAUCUCCACCACCUCCUCCCCAGGUGCCUCAGCAGACGGCUAGCAACGCGACUGCAAGAAAGCGAGUAAAGCGGCAUGAGAUUAAGGCUGCCAAAGACCCGGACAAUGAGCACAGCAUCCUACUGAAUCUGCGCAUCAUGAUCGACGGCAAAUCAAAGGAAAUCAAAUUUCCGUUUAACUUGUUCGCUGACAGCACGCACGAAGUCGCGUGUGAAUUGGCUGUGGACGUGGGGAUUCUCGAGCCGGACCUUGAAGACAUUGCCGACUCCAUCCGUUUCCUUGUGACCGAGGGCAAGAUCAACAACCUUUCGGACGUGCAGGAAGAUGUGUGGGAGGAAGCGCCGGAGCCGCAUUCGUUCUCGUCCAAGCCGAUUCCUAACGUGUCCAAGAUGUCGUUUGUCCAUGUACCACCGCCUGGUUCGUAUCAGCAGCAAGCUUAUCUCAUGGGUGCUGCGGCAUUGGAGCGUUCAGCGAGUGCGUCCAGCACCUCCGCCUCGGGAGUACCGGCAUCCGUGCUUCAGAGCCAAUUGAACCCUGCCGCUCUCAGUGACCCGUCGUCUACGGUAAUGGUGCUGGAUGGGGGUGUUUCUGUCCCCCCACUGAGUACUAGUAGCAGUACCAGUGCGCUGUCAUCGUUCCCUGGCUCCGAAGUCGGUCGGUCGCCGCCACGCCCUGGCCUCCCGCACGCUGGUAGUGAGUCGACGCUGACGAAGGAGGCGCUGCUGAAUAUUUUGGAGAUGCGGGCACGGGGAGUGUCAAUGGGCUCGAUCGCCGACCCUUCCUACGUUCAGCAGAUUCACCAGCUUGAAGACCGACUGAAAAUCGCGCGGACUUCGUUUGACGAGCGGGAGUCGUCCCUGGAAGCUGCAAUCCGUAGUGAGGAGGAAAAGCACCAGCGUGAAAUCGAGCGUUUCCGCAAGAAGAUGGAGGAGUUUGACAAGCAGCGUGCUGCCAUUGCUCGGCAGCAUAACGGUGGCGACAGCGCUGUUUUCAGCGAGGCUAAUGGCUCAUCAUCUACCGCAUUGGACGAAAGCCUCCGACUGCUUGCUCAGGGCGAGUCGCUUGCGAACGCGAGCGUGCAGAACCCGUCUUCAAUGCUAGUGGAGUUUGAUAUCGACGUGGGUCUUCCUGUUGACGGAUCUGAUGAGGAGCCUUCGCCGCCGCCUUCGGGAACGACAACCGUGCCUGCGCCUGCCAGCUCAGGAGCUGAAACUGUAGCGGCGCCCGCCCCAGUGCCUGUGGACGAGCUGAUCCCCGAAAGCUACUUGCAGUCAGCGGCACAACCGGCACCAGUAAAUGACACGACGACGACGACGACGACAGCACCGACACCGACACCCAGUCAACCGCCGACUGGACAGUCGUAG
This is a messenger RNA of Phytophthora sojae, 2937 nucleotides long. RefSeq lists its product as hypothetical. The transcript is spliced from 4 exons. The coding region runs from base 1 to 2937 and encodes 978 amino acids. Gene Ontology annotation, cellular component: cytoplasm. Gene Ontology annotation, molecular function: ATP binding; protein serine/threonine kinase activity. Lineage: Eukaryota; Oomycota; Peronosporomycetes; Peronosporales; Peronosporaceae. Gene Ontology annotation, biological process: protein phosphorylation; intracellular signal transduction. The record is from RefSeq and is a predicted model, not a curated record.